Messenger RNA from Eurypyga helias (sunbittern), 1958 nucleotides. RefSeq names its product neurexophilin 1 (gene NXPH1). The transcript has a single exon. The record is from RefSeq and is a predicted model, not a curated record. Gene Ontology annotation, molecular function: signaling receptor binding. The annotation marks the transcript as partial. NCBI's taxonomy places the organism in Eukaryota, Metazoa, Chordata, Aves, Eurypygiformes, Eurypygidae.
UUUCAGGUUACCUGUGCAAAUUUAACAAAUGGAGGAAAAACAGAACUUCUAAAAUCAGGAAGCUCCAAAUCCAUACUAAAGCACAUAUGGACAGAAAGUAGCAAAGACUUGUCCAUCAGCCGACUGCUGUCACAGACUUUUCAUGGGAAGGAAAAUGAUACAGAUUUGGACCUGCGAUACGAUGUCCCAGAAACUUAUUCUGAGCAAGAUCUCUGGGACUGGCUGAGGAACUCCACAGACCUGCAAGAGCCUCGGCCCAGAGCAAAGAGACGUCCCAUUGUCAAGACUGGGAAAUUUAAGAAAAUGUUUGGCUGGGGAGAUUUUCAUUCCAACAUCAAGACUGUGAAGCUAAAUCUAUUAAUAACAGGGAAAAUCGUUGACCAUGGCAAUGGGACGUUUAGUGUUUACUUCAGGCAUAACUCCACUGGUCAAGGGAAUGUAUCUGUGAGCCUAGUGCCCCCUACAAAAAUAGUGGAAUUUGACUUGGCACAACAGACGGUGAUUGAUGCCAAAGAUUCCAAGUCCUUUAACUGUCGAAUUGAGUAUGAAAAGGUUGACAAGGCUACCAAGAACACACUCUGCAACUAUGACCCUUCAAAAACCUGUUAUCAAGAGCAGACCCAGAGCCAUGUGUCAUGGCUCUGCUCCAAGCCCUUUAAAGUAAUCUGUAUUUACAUUUCCUUUUAUAGUACAGAUUAUAAACUAGUACAGAAGGUGUGUCCUGAUUACAACUACCACAGUGACACACCCUACUUCCCAUCAGGGUGAGGACCAACACAUGUCUGAGACUGAAGCCUGGGGAAUAAAAGAGGUCGUAUGACAGGGCUGUAACCUCAAGGAGACAGGCCACAUCAAUUGCCUGGAAUGUGUCUACCCGCUGCUGCUGAUGUCAAAUGGCUGCAAAUAUGUUAGCGGAAAACAAUCUAAUGUAAUUUUUGCCCAGUCAGCUUCAUGUAUCAAUCUAGUUGUAAAUCACUAUGGAUCUGAAAUAAAACCAUACACAUACACAGAGAGACACACUCUUUUCAGCUCACAUCUAUUGAGAUUCCUCUUAAGAGAGCUUUCAUUGUCUGAUACCUAAGGUUUCAGGAUAACCUAUCAUCAAGCAAAAUGGAUUAACUAGACAGAGAAUGGUUUCUAACACAGACUGUUAUGAAAAUCUCUUUGAAAGUCCUUUGAGUACACGCCAAUGAAUAAUCCCCACUCAUGCAUUCUACUGCUUGGAGUAGCUGUACUGGUAAAUAAUACUGUAGGAGUAAAUACUUGUUAAAACGGGAAAAAUGUGUGUCUAGAGUUCAGUAUUCCUAAUUAUAUGAACAUGGCAAAGCAUCAUAACUUUUUUUCCAGCAUACAGUAGGCACAUUUGAGGUGGUGUUAGGUGGCUCUUUUUCUGUGGAGCGAGCCUGUUACUAGUAAAGAUGGGCAAACAUUUCGAAUUUACAUGUGGGCAGACAUUCUGGUUUCAUGUUUCUCUGACUCUUUAACCUCUGAUUCUUUAAAUCUGGUUGAGUUUAGGCCAGUUAAGCGACUUAAAAACUCACCAACUGAUUUUUAAGAAGGAAAAUGCCUGGCAGAGAACAUGUAAGUUAUAAGUGGCUGUCUUAUCUUUAUUACAAAAUAUUGUAACUAAUUCAAUAUCCUAGUCUUCAUUUGUAUGAAUGGUUUGUAUUGUACAUAAUUUAACCAGUGUUAUUUGAGCUGCUUAUUAAUAUUAACUUGUAAUUGUCUCUCUGCUUGUUAUUGGUUAAAAACAAUCAAGGAAAUGAGGAAUCCGUUUUAUCAAUGUACCUGUAAACUCCAUUAAAAGACAGAGCUAUGUACAAAGCAUUUAUUCAGCUAAAGUAUUGUUGAAAGCUAUACAUAUACAACAUUACAGUCUGUCUGUAUUUAGAUAUUUUAUUUCCAGAGAAAAAAAUGAAGUGUACAUAAAAAUAAAAAAUCUUAAAGUUGAGUUUCAA